Molecule: messenger RNA, 255 nt
Organism: Funneliformis mosseae
Lineage: Eukaryota; Fungi; Glomeromycota; Glomeromycetes; Glomerales; Glomeraceae
Source: the annotation of a GenBank genome assembly
AUGGCUGAAGGUUCCAAAGCAUCUUCUACUCAAAAUGACAUUGCGAAUAGCCAAAAUGUUCUCCCGAAUGAUUCUAAACUUAUCAAGAAUAUCUUAAGCAACAAAGUUGAAAACACUGUUAAAGCAGAAAGUAAUUCUCUUCAAUUCAAAAAGGUUUGCAGGAAAUAUGAGGAAGAUAUUGAUUCUCUAAGAGCUCAUAUUGAGGAAUUGGAAUCUGAAUCGAUUAUUAAAAAUCAGAACUUGAUCUUAAUUUAA